Molecule: messenger RNA, 2562 nt
Organism: Aspergillus steynii IBT 23096
Lineage: Eukaryota; Fungi; Ascomycota; Eurotiomycetes; Eurotiales; Aspergillaceae
Exons: 3
Coding region: 1-2562 (853 amino acids)
Biological process (GO): actin cytoskeleton organization
Molecular function (GO): actin binding; small GTPase binding
Source: RefSeq, a predicted model, not a curated record
AUGCAAGGCCCGAAUAUUUUUGACGAUGCCACCCGUUCUCCCACCAAAUCGUCCGUCUUCAGAUCGCUCCUGUCUCCCAAAACCCAUCGGAGAAAUCACUCUGCCGACGAAGCCUUCUCAUCGAGAGUCUCCCACAAGAGCCAGCCAUCGGGUGACUCCUUCGGUUCCCCGAUAGACCAGGCGUAUGGUACCCUGGACCAACAUCCGCUGGCCGAAAUCGCUGCGAAUCGCGAUGCCGCGGAAGCCGGUUCUACACGCCAGAAAUCGCCUGAUAAACACGAGAAGACCGGAUUGCACAAGAAGACAAAGAGUGCCGUGUCGCUGAAGUCCCUGAAGAGCUACAUGGAACGUGGGAACCACAAAACGGAGGAGUCGCUGGAAGACGAGUCCACAGAUCUGAAACCGAAGAAAGCCAAGUCAGCCAACAGUCUCUCGGCCAUUCUGAAGCGCUCCCAGCGCGGCCGAAAGGGAGAUGGGUCCCGAAGCACUCGAGACAAGGAAAACCGCAGUCCUACGGACUUGGUCGACACUAUGCCCUCGCCAAUCUGGGGUCAAUUCCCGACGGGCUCAUUCCACGACAUGCCGGAAAUUCCGGGAUCUUCGAACAGGCGUAGAACAUUCCAGGAGGAGGUUUCGUUAUACACUCCCAAUCGCUACGGGCCGGCACACCAGCGUAAUUUCCACGACUAUCAUCAGCCGUCGCUCACGAAUCGUACGGAAGCAAAGCCCCGACCGAAAUCCGAUUUCCUUGCGGGAAAUCGCAAAGUGAAGGAAAUGUUCUCGCCACCCCAGAGCAUGGCCCCUGAGAGAGUGGCUCCAACUGAUCAGCCGGAUCCUGUUUCCUCCAAGGGACGGGGACGACCUCGUGGGCUCUCAAAACCAGGCUCCCGCCCGGAGACCGAACGGAAACCAGAACCAAGCCCUAAGAGGGUUUCUCGCGUGCAGGCUGCUAUUUCAGCGUUCAAUGCUAAAGAGCAAGAGGCCGAGCUGCAAAGACGGCUCAGCUCCAAAGACCUUGAGAGCGAGUUCGAGAAGCUUUUGGAUGCGAGAAAUAUCCCUCACAACAUGAGAGAUAAGAUGAGGUCUCUGGACACGAACAUCAAGGCCGACUUCAUCCAGAAAGACAAGGCGGACAGUAACACGCCGCACAGCGCGAGCGCUAGUGUAUAUACCAACGACAGCACCGGCCGUCGGGGCCGCGGAAAAGAACAGAAAGCAGACCGACAGGCACAGAAUGGAAAAGGCUCCCGAUCCCGAUCCCGAAGUCGCGGCUUUUCGUUUUCCAAGGGGACCUCGUCUCCAAAGAAACAACGGCCCGAUAGCUUUAGUUCGCACCGUCGACCCAAGUCUGCGGACCUUUCGCAACCGGCAGGCAUCUACAAGAUCAUGACUCCGACGGCUUCGACCACAUCCCUUUCGCGGGACACUGCCGCCGACCCAUCCGAUUUCGUGCACUACUUGAAGGAGAUCCAGAAGCCGGAGAUGAUCGAGGUAGGCAAGGUGCACAAGCUUCGAAUUCUUUUGCGGAAUGAGACCGUCAGUUGGGUUGAUACCUUCAUCGCGGACGGGGGAAUGGAUGAGAUUGUCGGACUUUUAUACAGAAUCAUGAAGGUGGAGUGGAGGGAAGAGCACGAGGACGCCCUCCUCCAUGAGACAUUGUUGUGCUUAAAAGCUCUUUGCACAACAUCGGUAGCGCUGCAGCUCCUCACCAACAUCGAGGCCGAACUCUUUCCGGCGCUUUUGAAAAUGAUCUUUGACGAGGAAAAGAAGGGUCCCAGUGAAUUCACCACGCGUGGCAUCAUCAUCAACCUUAUCUUCACCCAGCUCUCUACCGCAACCUCGAACUCAGACGCAGCCUCUCGCGCCCAUCGAAUCCUCUCGUAUUUGCGGGACCCAACGCCCCCGGAAGAAAACCAGCCGCUCUCCUUCAUUGCCAACAUCUACCAAACAAGGCCAUACCGAGUGUGGUGCAAGGAGGUCAGCAAUGUCACCAAAGAAGUGUUCUGGAUCUUCUUGCACCAUCUGAAUGUGAUCCCCAUUGUGCACGCCGACACACCCGCCGCUACUUAUAGAGAACGUCACUUCCCCACGCCCAGGCCCCCGGUCCCUGCUGCUCCUUAUGUUGGAGGAGUUGAGUGGGAUGCUACCAACUAUCUGGCUGCGCAUAUAGAUCUCCUGAACGGGAUCAUUGCAUCCUUGCCGACAUGCGAGGAACGGAACCAGCUCCGAGCCGAGCUCCGGGCGUCUGGGUUUGAGAAAGUCAUGGGAGGUAGCUUGAGAAUAUGCAAAGAGAAGUUCUACUUCUCGGUGCACGACUGCCUGCGCACCUGGGUUGCCGCCGCCGUUGAAGAUGAAUGGCCAUAUCUCGCUGUUCGAGAAGGCCCUCCUAGACCUGAGCCAGGAUCGCCAACCAAAUCACCGCUCAAGGCGGCUGGCGGCAGCCCGCGCAAGGGUUUACUGGAUGAAAGACCUCCCAAGUUGGAGCUUGCUUUGGAUCUCCCGGCGAACAAUCGGGUGUCCCCGAGAUUCGAGAAAAAUGACCCGGUCGGCAACUGGAUCUAG